This is a messenger RNA of Myxocyprinus asiaticus (Chinese sucker), 3224 nucleotides long. Its product is annotated as gastrula zinc finger protein XlCGF8.2DB-like. The record is from RefSeq and is a predicted model, not a curated record. The coding region runs from base 102 to 1169 and encodes 355 amino acids. NCBI's taxonomy places the organism in Eukaryota, Metazoa, Chordata, Actinopteri, Cypriniformes, Catostomidae. The transcript has 3 exons.
UUAAAACCAGAAGAAGAAGAGCGACUUUGCAGGCUGUUUUUGGCAGCCCACAGAGAAGAACAUCUGCAUCCAAACAAACCGAACAACUAAAAUCAGUAACGAUGGAGUUUGUGAAAGAGGAGAGUGAGAUCAUGAGUGAUCCAGAAGUCUCCAGAAUUAAACAUGAAGAUACUGAGGAACUAACAGACCUGAUUGAAGUGACAGAAGAAAGCAAAGAACUGAAUGAAGUGGAGGAGACACCAAAAAGAAGAAAACGAGCCAAAAGUUCUUUCACCUGCCAUCAGUGUGGAAAGAGUUUCACAAGUAAAAGAGAUGUUAAGAUCCACAUGAGAAUCCACACUGGAGAGAAGCCGUACACGUGUCAUCAGUGCGGAAAGAGUUUCACACGUGCAAGCGGUCUCAAAGAUCAUCUACUACGCUAUUACUCUAGAGAACAGCCAUUUCACUGUGAGCAGUGUGGUAAAAAGUUUAAAGUUCAAAAAGACCUGAGGAAACACCUGAAAUUUCAUGCAAAGGAGAAGCCAUUUGUGUGUACUGAUUGUGGAAAGAGUUUUGCAUAUAAAAGAGAUUUUGAGGAACACGUGAGAAUCCACACUGGAGAGAAACCAUACACGUGUUAUCAGUGUGGAAAGUGUUUUUCAAAAGCAUACAGUCUCAAAGAUCAUCUACUUCGCUUUCACUCUAAAGAAAGACCAUUUAACUGUGAACAGUGCGGUAGAAAUUUUAAUGUGCCAGGAGACCUGAGAAGACACUUGAAAGUUCAUGCAAAGGAGAAGCCAUAUGUGUGCUCUGAUUGUGGAAAGAGUUUUGCACGAGUGGACAGUUUGAAAUUGCACCAGAACAUACAUACAGGUGUGAAGAAUUAUAUGUGUUUUGUGUGUGGGAACAGCUUUAUCUCGGCAAGCAAAUUGAAAGAGCACCAGAGAAUUCACACUGGAGAAAAACCUUUCAAGUGUUCACACUGUGACAAGAGAUUCACUCAGUCGGGACAACUGAAAACACAUGAAAAGGUCCACAUUGCAGAGAAGCCGUACCACUGUCUUCCAUGUGGGAAGAGUUUCACCCUAUCAUGUCAUAUAAGGAGACAUAUGAACAAGUAUCAUCCAAAGUUGUCUGAGAAUGAGCUGAGUUCAUCCUCGGGUCAGGUCCAAGUAAACUCGAGUCUGUAAUGUUACAAAGUUAAUGUAUUUAAAUGACUUGUAGUGAAGUUUGUCCAUGUUCAUCGAAGCAAAUUUAGAGUUCACAGUAUUAGUUCAGAAAACUAGUUUGUUGCUGUGAAAUCAGACGGAUCUCACUGUGAAUUUGGCAAUUCUAGAGCAAAACUCGAAAUUCAAACUACUGAUUCAUUCCUUUGUAAACAAAGAAGUACAAAAACAAAGUGCUUUCUGAAUAAAACAACUACUGGUGUAAGUUAAUAUAUUUCUUCAAUGUAACAUAUAUGCUAGUUGCAAAGCUUAAGCAUUAAACACCUUUUUGAUAUUAUAAAGGAAAGGAUGUUUUCCCUAGUGAGUUUGUCAACUAUGUUACGGUCAAACUGCAUGGCAUUACAGACACUGAUUAAAUGCUACACUUAGAGUAACACACAUAAAUAAGGGUUCUUUUGUCUAUUCUGCCAUAUGUGCAGUCAUUUCUUUAAAAUAAUUUUAAGAAUUUUAUGUUUUUGCAGAUAUUGCUGUGAUAUUUUCAGCACGGUCACUAGUGAGAGUAAAAAUGUUUGUUUUUUUUAGCAUAAAUCUGCCUUAAGUAUAAUUUUGGUAGUUUUAAUAGAUGUUAUGCAAAUCUCCAAACUUUGUGGAUGUGAAACAUACCUUGAAGGAUAUCAGGAGCAGCAUUCUUGUUAUUUGAAAUGUAAAAAAAUAAAAAAUAAAAUCAUCGAUAACACAGUUGACAGUGAAAGUAACAUAGUUGAAAAAGCAAUAUCCUGCUGAUUUCACAAAAUACAAUGAUACCAUUUACAUGAGAAGAUCUCUGUUUUAACUUGCAAAGGAACAAUAUCUAGUUCAUUUUGUAAAAUCAAUUAAAUGUCCCUUAAUCUCUAAUCAUCAUGAUUCACACUCAUGAACGCACACACAUGCAUGAGGGCACACACCCUCUCAGUGUCCUCUGACACAUACUGGCAUAAAUUAUCACAAAAAACUGAUAUAUGGAAAAUAAUUCAUUAACAUCAGUGGACACUGUAGGGUCAUGUCAACUAUGUUACCCAAGAGUUGGCCCUCGAGGUAACUUAGUUGACCGGUAACAUAGUUGACAACUUCUCCAUUUUGACUCAUAAUUUCAAUGGUAGGCCGUGCCUGGCCAACCACAAGUCAAUUUCUUGAUCAGGUUAACCUCAAAUUUGAAUAUUAAUUUGAGUUAAAAUCAUAAACAUAUUGCCAACCAUAACAAUGUACCCAACAUAGUUGACAGUCAAUUAAUAUACUCAUUGACAAUAUGCUAUUGUAGUUAAAAUACUGAAAUUAAUGAAAGGACACUCGCCAUUAUGUGUUAAAAAUGUCCCCCACAGAGGAAAAUGAUGCUGGUCACAUGGUUUUGGGAUACACCAUUUUUUUAGUUGCAGGGGGGGGUGUUUGUUUAGUAACAUAGUUGACAGAACUUUUGUGAACAUGAGAAAAAUAAGAUAUUUUCUUUAUUAAAAUGUCAUAAUCUAAAAAAUACUAUUUUUCUGUAGUGGCCAUUAUUUUGAACUUAAGUCCCACUCACUUCAGAAACAGACAAUGCAAAAACUGUCAGUUAAGAAACAUCAUGGCCAUUUCAAGCAAAAUGAAACAUGGGGUGCACAAAAUAUGUGUGUGAUAUUAUAAUAUGCUUUCCCUUAAUGGAUAAAAUGGGAUAUUUCUGAAGAGAAUGGUUAGAAAAUAUAUAAUGAUCAUAAAUGGACAUUGAAUGUACCCUAAAUUAUAGAAUGAGCCUACUGCCCUUAGUGGCUGAAACUGUAAGCAGUGUUGUAGUACUCGAGACUGAACUGGGUCAACGUGCUAGUUGGCCAUGUUACGCUGUGUAUCACUGUCAACAUCGCAUCUGAAAGUUCAUAUGUCAAGUUAAAAUGAAUUACAGCUGUUAACAAUGUGUCUCGAGACACCUGUGUUCUGCUCUGUUCGUUGCGCUGCUUCAUGCUUUUUUAGCGCAAGAACGUGUUCGGUCUGAAUGGCCUCUUUUAGAAAAGUCUUUUAGAAAAUUUUUAGCCAACAUGUUAAAAUAAAUCUCUCAAUGUCAUCAGAAUUGAA